AUGGACCAGAAUACAGUCAAAUCCUCCGGAUAUGAGACUCCCCAGGGUCUUCAGAAAGAUGGUACCGUUAUCAACGAAUCUCCCGGCGCUAUAACCAGCAAUAGUCUCUGUGAAAACGAGUGCCGCACCGACCUUGAGAGACAAUAUGAGAUAAGAGGUAACGCCCACUUCCAUCGUCUUGGCUGGAAACGGCUCGCCGUCGUUUCAAUAGUAGAGGGGAUCGCUCUGGGGAGUCUAGGACUGCCUUAUGCAUUUGCAACCCUUGGUAUGGUUGCGGGCGUAAUCUUGACCAUUGGCCUUGGCUUCGUUGCAAUGUACGCAAGCUACCAGAUCGGACAGGUGAAACUCAAGUUUCCACAAAUUGCUCACUACGCAGACGUUGGACGGCUUCUAAUGGGGAGGUGGGGAUCAAAGCUCUUCUCCGGUAGCUUUGUGGCCCUGCUUAUCUUUGUCGUUGGAUCGCAUUGCUUGACGGGUGCUAUUGCGUUCAAAAGCAUCACCCAAAGCGAUUUGUGUUCGGUGGUCUUUAGCGUCAUAUCUGCGGCAAUAUUGAUGGUGCUGGCUAUCCCCCCGGCCUUUGCUGAUAUCGCCAUACUGGGAUACAUUGAUUUCGCUUCGAUCAUUCUAGCGAUCGGAAUUACAAUGAUUGCAACUGGUAUUCAAAGCUCAGAUGGUUCUGGGGACUCCGAAAUAGGCCGUUCUCCAUGGUCCGCAUGGCCAAAGGAGGGUAUCACUUUUACCGAGGCCAUUGUAUCCACCAAUAGUAUUGUGUUUGCAUAUUCAUUUGGUGGUUGUCUGCCAUCCUUUAUGGAGGAAAUGCACACACCAGAGGAUUAUGUCAAGACACUCUGGUGGCUUGGAGGCAUCCAGAUUAUUAUCUACACUUUAACGGGAUCCAUUAUCUAUGCCUCUGUGGGACAGGAGGUGCAGUCGCCUGCUCUUCUAUCUGCAGGUCCUCUUUUCUCCAGGGUAGUUUUUGGCAUUGCUCUCCCGGUCAUCUUCAUCUCGGGAUCUAUCAAUACGACUGUUGUCUCUCGCUAUAUCCACGGAAAAGUAUAUCAAAACUCCGUUGUCCGCUUCAUCAAUACAACCAAGGGCUGGGCUACGUGGCUAGCACUGGUGUCUACCAUUACCGCUAUUGGUUGGGUCAUCGCUGAGGCUAUUCCUGUUUUCUCGGAAUUGCUAUCCAUCAUUUCCUCCCUGUUCGUUUCCGGUCUGUCCUUCUACCUCCCACCAGUCAUAUGGUAUGUACUAUUGAGGGAGGGUGCAUGGUAUGAAAAACACAACUGGAAGUCUUCCAUAUACAAUGGUGUGGUCUUUCUGGUUGGUAUGAUUGUCUUCGUGUGCGGCACAUAUGCCAGCGUUGCUGAGCUAGUAUGA
Molecule: messenger RNA, 1380 nt
Organism: Aspergillus tanneri
Lineage: Eukaryota; Fungi; Ascomycota; Eurotiomycetes; Eurotiales; Aspergillaceae
Exons: 1
Coding region: 1-1380 (459 amino acids)
Biological process (GO): amino acid transmembrane transport
Cellular component (GO): vacuolar membrane
Molecular function (GO): amino acid transmembrane transporter activity
Source: RefSeq, a predicted model, not a curated record